GUCCCGUUCUCUCGUCUCCCAAAACAACUUCCCGCUGCCCAAAUCCUUUCAAAAAUAUUCCACACAAAACAGAGCCCAACGCCUCAAAACCGAAGGAAGAAGAAGAAAGCAAGAAACCGUUUAGAUUUCAGAUCACUCCUCCUCCUUCCCCAUUCGGUCCUUUCUCUUUCAGAGAGACUGCGAGAGAGAUAUGGAGUCGGAUCUCUCUCUCUUGGAGAUCACCAGCGAAGACGAUUCUCUGCUGCUACAGAUUCCAAACGACGACGCUUCCACCCUCAACAACAACAACAACAACAACAACUAUUUCUACUGCUCGCCUCUCCAAAUCGCCGGAUCUAAGCGCCCCGUUGCUCGUCCUCCUCGUUUCCCUCCAAUUGCGGAGGGUAAAGUAGCUGUUGAGGAUGGUGAAAAACCAAUGUGUUCAUUGCAAACAGAUAUUAUUAGCAAAGAAAACAUCAAUGCGAACAAGUCAGAAAUGCCAAAACUCUGUAUGGAGUCCCAGCAAAUGAAGAGAAGGAAAAAGGGUGGAGGAUACAAUUUGCGCAAAAGUUUAGCCUGGGACCGAGCCUUUUUUACUGAACAAGGUGUUUUGAACCCCCUAGAGCUAUCUAUGAUUAGUGGAAGUUUUAGUAAGGCUGGUGGGGAGAUUUUUUCAGAUAUCCCUGAAGAAGGGAGAGAAUUGUUGUCUAGUGAAUUGGAAGGCACACCUGAUUCACCAGAUUUGCAAGCAAUUGAAGAAAAUUUAUUCAAGGAAUCAUUGACAAGUUCUCUGAACAAAGAUAGGAAGAGCAGUUGUUGCGUACUGCCGAAGCAUGGUUCACCAUCUGCAGAUAAACCGGCCCCAGAUUCUGUGGCCAAGAAAAUGGUGCUUUCAUCCAAUGAUGCCAAUAAAAGUGGGUCUAAACGCAGUGGAUGCCCUCGACCUGUGGCUCCCUCUUCACUGAAAAGGCCUGCUAUUGUGAACACGAAUAAAUCAGCAACUAAAGCCUCAAAAGUUUCUAAAAUACCCAUUCCAAAGCCAGGUUUGGGUGCGCUUUCUAGAACUACAAAGGGUGCUGCACUAGGUUCAAGUGACUCAAAGCGUAAUCAGAUUGCUCAACCAGUUAAUGUUCAGAGGAAGAAUGGAUCAAAGGAUUCUGACAAAAUUAGAAGUGCACAAAGUAAACCAAAAGCUGGUCUUGCUAACAAAUCUAUAACUGCCGGAACCUCUGUUAGACAAUCUAGAAGAAAUGUGGUCAAUUUGGCAUCAGAAAAACACCUGUCAACCAAUUUACCGCAUCCUCCAGUUACUGAGACAAAUAAUGGCUUUGGGGUCAUUCCAGAUCCUUUACCUCAUACUAGCCAUACAGCAAACAUUCAUAAUUGUGGAGGCGCCAAAACUACAGUUUCCUUCUUUCAAAAUGCUUGCUACACUGGUGGAAACAUGCAGCAUGCACAAUCUCAAAUCACAAAACCCUCAGGGUUGCGGAUGCCAUCACCAUCCCUGGGAUUUUUUGGUCAGCCAAAGGCUGCAUCUAUGAGCCCAGGACAGAGAAGUUCUCAACCACAGAAUCUGUUUAAGUCUAAUAUUCCUAAUUUGAGGAAACCUGUUGCCAUAAACCACAUUCGUGAUCCGAGGCCCCCAGCUCACCCGGGCAAAUUUCCCAAUGUGAUCAACAAUGUGACACCAAAUGGAAAUAUGAAAGUAUUGGGCUCGAGUUUGGGAUGCUCUGUUCCAGCUACCCUUCACCUCGCUUCACAAAAUAGACAAGAUGAAAAAAUAACCUUCAUCAACAAAGUGAAUAAUGAGCAGAAGAUGGUAAUGGAGGUGCCAUUUGAUGACUGCAAGAGAGAUGAAGUGAUGAAAAACCAACAACAGCUUCAUGCCAUUCUUGAUGAUGCUGAUCAACAAGUUUUGGAACAUGCAGAACCAUAUAAAACUGAAAUGGUUUCUCGAAAGGACUAUAUAAAAUUGCUGAGCAUUGAUAAAAAAUUUCUCUUACAGGGGGAAACUAGUGGACAGUCAGAGAAAUCUGAUGACAACAAGGUCACCGAUGUUUGCAUGAGGAAACCGGAUUUAAGCAUGACUGAAUUGGAAAAGCACCAUUCAAUGUCUUGCCGUAGUAUUCCAGUUCAAGAUAAUGGUGCUUCUGGGACAAAUGACCUGAUUGCUCCCCAAGUUGUUGACGACAAACUAUACAAUUUGGCAAUUAAAAAUAAUGAUGCCUUUUCAGGUUCAAGAUCUGGAGAUGCCAGUUGUUACAGUACACAGAGUACUUUGAAAGCAAAUGAUGACUGGUUAAGCAGUGCACUUAAUGGCAAGGAACAAUCUGGCAAUCAAGCUAAGCUGACGAAGCAUUUCACCUGUAAAGAUGAUAAAAAUUCGAGUCAGAGGUUAUGGGCAAACAAUUGUGAUUUCCUUGUGGAUAGUGAAUCUCCCAAAGAGUUCCAAACAUUCAAUUGUAUGGCAGAUGUCAGCCCAAAAGUCCAGGAUAGUAGUGAAACUGAAUUGGAGCUGGCAAAAGAUGAUGCGAGUAAGGAUGGUAAGAUGAGCAGAAAAUCACUUGGAGAUGCACGAGUAGAGUCUUUAGAUGGUGAUGUAUCAAAUGAAAACCUAAGCACUUCUACACCUGAUAAUAAACUGUUAAUGGUUGAUGAAGUACAUACAAGAUUUGGAGAACAACUGGACAUCCCUCAGAGUCUCGAGUCUGUUGUAAUGGAAGCAAGUGGUUCUUGUGAAAGUAAAUCAAGAAAUAUUCUUUGUUUGAGAUCACCUGCAAUACAAGACUGCAGUCAUGAGGUGGCUAAGAUGGUAGAGUGCCAACGUUUACUAGAUUCUCCUUCAGUUUCUUUAGACAGCAAAGACAGAAAACCAGUGGUUGAAUACUGCAGUUCUUCUGUUGAUACACAGUUUAGGCAUGACUUGCAGCUCUGUGGUCAAGUUACUUCACUCGAAUUGGAUAUCAUUGGUGAAAACCAUACAACUGGUAAUGGUUGUCCAAAAAGUGGAGAUUUUAGUGGGACUGAAUUCGAAAAUCCUCAUCUGUCAAGCCAUCUAAGCCAUGCAGUGCAAGUUAAAGAUGGCUCUGGUUUAGACGAUGUGGUCCAGCAAGAAGACGUGGAAGAGAAAAAUUGCAAUUUGUCAACUAAAAUUCCCCAUGCCAUCUCUGAUUUUCAGCCUGGAGAUGACAUUGGUGGCAUUCACCAGAAUACUUCAGUGUUGUACAUAGAUUUAAUGAGUGGUAAGCACGAUGUAAAACAAAAGUCUGGGGAACAAGAAAAGCUGAUUUUGCCUUGCCCUUGUGAAGCGGAUACUAUAUCUUAUCGGGAGAAUCAUAAUCCAGAUACAUAUCAUAGCCUUUUGCUUGAGGAGAGUCAGUCUUUUGAAGGUUCCAUGAAAUUCAAUUGCAGGACUGUGGCAGAUAAUUUAAAAGUCCAAGCUUCUAGUGGAAGUGGAUUGGAAAAUCCUAAUGAUCCAUCUCAACACAGAUAUGCGGAUCAAGCAAUUGAAGAAGUUGAUGGACCUAAUGACAUGUUUAAGGAAUCCAAUAUAGUGCAAUCCCCAGAUGGCAGUAUAUUAGUUUACAGUUGGAACAGUAAUGUGAGUCUUUCAGCAGCAAGGAAUCAGCAUCUAGUGGUAGUUGACGACGUAAAUAAACAAUUUUCACGGCCCAGGUCUCAAAACUCUCUGAGUGUGGCAGAGCAAGUUUCCCAGAAUAAUUAUUUUGGUUUGUGUUUAAAGGAUGACUUGGCUACUCCCAAGGAACUCAAGAAGGAAAUUGUUUUUGAAAGUGGUUUAGACCAAUCUGAGGUGUAUGGAAGUUAUUCAAAAAGUUCCAACCUUUUGUCUCAGGUAACUUCUUUGCAAGAUGAUGGUCUGGGUGCAGAUCACAGGGCUGCGUGUUUGCAUGUGGUGGAUGCAUUGACAGGUUAUUUACAAGAUGAUGGCCUGAACACGGAUCACAAUGCUGAGUGCACGCACGUGGAUGAUGCAUUGACAGGAUCAGUUGCCUUUGAUCCAUUGGUUGAAAAACUUGACGAUUGUAGUGAUACAAAUCUCAGGAAUGAAAGUGGCCUCAGAGUUCAAGCAUCUUCUUUGGAAUUUGAUUCAUCCAGAAAAACGAGCACAGAUCAAAUUUCAGGGGCAGUAGACACUGGCAGUUCUAAUGCCUUCUAUUCUUUGAGGCAUGAAUCAGGAUUAUCUGUCGUAAUUGAUCAGGGAUCAAACAAUGGCAAUGUAUGGAAGAGUGGAAGUUUGCUAGGUGAAGUUGAAACUAAUCUCGCUCAUGCCAGUGAAAUGCAACAAGAGUUGGACCAGGACAUGUAUCCUAGUGGAAGUAGGGAUGCAACAAUUCAAUUGAUGAAACCUGAGAAUGAUAUGAGGCAAGAAGCUCAUGUGGUGGUAAAACCUCCAACUCAUGUUGUUCCAUUCUCUGAUGAAUGGUUAGCUGCAAUUGAAGCUGCUGGGGAGGAAAUUCUAACCAGGAAAAGUGGUGCUGUGCAAAACUCACCCCCAGACAAGUCUCAACCUGAACCCGGUCCUUGGUCCCCGGUUAGAAGAAAAAAUACACAAGGGGUGGGACCAUUUGACUGUACCAAAUGCACCAACAUUCCACCUUCUGGUUCCCAAUAACAAUUCGAAGGGUCUCUAACACAACCUUGACUGAUUUAGAAUCACGCAAUAUAUAAUUGCCGCAAUUAAUGCCUUAGCUCUGAAAAAAACAAAAUGCUUUAGAGAAAUUCCUUGUUCUCUUGUGAUUUCCUCCCAGAAUUUACUGUAUAUGUUCCACGACAUAUAGACAUAAUAAUAACUAACUAGUUAGGAAUUGAUGGGAGAUUAAUGUACAAUUUUUUUUCCUUUUAUAUGGACCCCCUCGUUAAUGGUUUAAAACUGUUUAAACGAAUUAAGUUUUUCAUUAUUGAAGGAUUCGACAUGGAUGUA
This is a messenger RNA of Carya illinoinensis, 4921 nucleotides long. RefSeq lists its product as uncharacterized. The record is from RefSeq and is a predicted model, not a curated record. The transcript has 11 exons. Gene Ontology annotation, molecular function: microtubule binding. NCBI's taxonomy places the organism in Eukaryota, Viridiplantae, Streptophyta, Magnoliopsida, Fagales, Juglandaceae. The coding region runs from base 191 to 4612 and encodes 1473 amino acids.